AUGAAGUACAUUAAACUUGUAAUCAAUAAUUAUGUUGAAACUGAAUAUUUAAUUUACAUAAAUUUAGCUAUACAAUAUGGAACUGAUAUUAUGGGUAAAUGGAUACAAGGUGACCCAGAAGAAAGAAAAUUACCUGAUGGUAGAAUUACUACAUUUAACAGACUAGCAAAAUGA
Molecule: messenger RNA, 174 nt
Organism: Funneliformis mosseae
Lineage: Eukaryota; Fungi; Glomeromycota; Glomeromycetes; Glomerales; Glomeraceae
Source: the annotation of a GenBank genome assembly